Caenorhabditis angaria is the source of this 400-nucleotide messenger RNA. NCBI's taxonomy places the organism in Eukaryota, Metazoa, Nematoda, Chromadorea, Rhabditida, Rhabditidae. The record is from the annotation of a GenBank genome assembly.
AUGGAUGGAAUUAUUGCGAUGUUACCAGCGCCAAUUCAAAAAUUGUCAACACAUUUGGAUUUCAGAGGACAACGAGUUGCUGAAACAACUUAUCAUGUAAAAAGAUUUUGCAAAAAUGACGCAAUUAUUAUAAUUUUUGCAGGUAAUCUUGACGAUUUCUGGAAUAAUUGCAUUCUUCGUUGGUUAUUGGACCCAACAACUCAGUCAUUCAAUGUAUAUUAUAAUGGCUUCAGCGCUUUUCACCGCUUUGAUCAUUUUGCCACCAUGGCCGUUCCUUUUCCGCAAAAAUCCGAUUGUUGUGAGUUUGAAUAUAAAUUGAAUAAAUAUCAAACUCAAAUUAUCGAUUUUUCAGUGGCAAACUCCGAAUGCUGAAGAAAAAGAGACAAAGAAAACACAAUAA